AGUGUUAUCAUCACGACAAAAAGUAAUUCAACAAACACAUUCUGGAAGUUACUGUUGUUGUUGUUGUUCUUCUUCGUGCUAUUACCUUGACUCGUGGUGCGGGCUAGGCCACUUACAUUCCCGAAAUUCAGGAAAUUUAGUUUUCUUGGCAUUGUAUUUAUUUAAAAUGGCAUUCCUCUAGAUUCGUCGUCACUGCCUAUCGUUGGUUGACAAAAUGGCGACAUCAAGCAACAAUACUAUAGCAGCAAAACAAUACUGGGAUUUUUUGUUUACAGAUCUUGCAGAUCCUCGGACAAACAAUUGGCCACUAAUAGGCGAUCCCAUACCUGGUUUAACCAUCAUAGGACUUUACCUUUAUUUCGUCACAAAAUGGGGACCUAGAUACAUGAAAGACAGGAAACCCUACGAACUAAAGAAUAUACUUAUAGUUUACAAUUUUAUCCAAGUUUUAGUUAGUAUUUAUAUUUUUUGUGAGGGCAUGGCUGGAGCAUGGUUAACCAAAUACAGUUGGCGCUGUGAACCUGUAGACUUUUCCUAUUCGCCACACGCAUUACGAGUUGCAAGAGGCUGUUACUUGUACUUCCUGGCGAAAAUAUCGGAAUUACUGGACACAGUUUUCUUCGUUCUCAGAAAAAAGAAUAAUCAAAUAACGUUCCUGCAUUUAUAUCAUCACACAGUUAUGCCCAUGAUCAGUUGGGGCUGCACCAAGUAUUAUCCCGGAGGUCACGGAACUUUCAUCGGAGUCAUUAAUUCAUUUGUACACAUCAUCAUGUACUUUUACUACAUGAUGGCCGCUAUGGGACCCCAAUACCAAAAGUAUCUUUGGUGGAAGAAAUACAUAACCACUUUGCAAAUGUCCCAAUUCUGCAUAGCCUUUCUCCACUCCAUGCAGCUGCUGUUCUAUGACUGUGGUUAUCCCAGAUGGUCACUAUUCUUCACGCUUCCUAACGCCAUCUUCUUCUAUUAUCUCUUCGACGAUUUCUACAACAAGGCUUACAAGAGAGACAAGAAAGAGUCAAUCGUCUGCAACAAUAACGACCAACUGUCAGAGGAAGUUCAUUUAAAACAAUCUAAUGGAGCUGUUGGUAAAUCCGACGGUACGAACGGUACAUACCGGAUUCGUAACGGAUCAAUCACAACGGCGAACGAUAAUUACAAACAGAAUGGCAACAGUUACUCGGAUUCGGACUAUAAGCUCUACAAAGAAUGUUUGAACGAAAACGGGCUCGUUAAGAAAGAUGUUUAAUAAAUUUUAAUUUUAAUAGUU
This is a messenger RNA of Agrilus planipennis (emerald ash borer), 1267 nucleotides long. It is a transcript of the gene sit, whose product is annotated as elongation of very long chain fatty acids protein 7. Gene Ontology annotation, cellular component: endoplasmic reticulum membrane. Bases 215 to 1246 code for a protein of 343 amino acids. Gene Ontology annotation, molecular function: fatty acid elongase activity. The transcript has 6 exons. NCBI's taxonomy places the organism in Eukaryota, Metazoa, Arthropoda, Insecta, Coleoptera, Buprestidae. The record is from RefSeq and is a predicted model, not a curated record. Gene Ontology annotation, biological process: sphingolipid biosynthetic process; very long-chain fatty acid biosynthetic process; fatty acid elongation, monounsaturated fatty acid.